Messenger RNA from Eriocheir sinensis (Chinese mitten crab), 6922 nucleotides. RefSeq lists its product as uncharacterized. The record is from RefSeq and is a predicted model, not a curated record. Gene Ontology annotation, molecular function: nucleic acid binding. NCBI's taxonomy places the organism in Eukaryota, Metazoa, Arthropoda, Malacostraca, Decapoda, Varunidae. The coding region runs from base 591 to 4352 and encodes 1253 amino acids. The transcript has 7 exons.
ACCCUCUAAUUUCUUGUUACUUGGGAUUGAAAUGUGUGUAAUGCGUUCGUGAAGGAUGUGAAGCAAAGUGCGUCAUGUGAAGUGUGUUUUAGGAAGUGUGUGUGUGUCUUCCGCUUCAUCGUCUUCGUGGAGUGUUCAAACGUCGACUUGGAACCCCUAAAACAGUGCCUGAAGUGAAGUUUGAUCCCUUUACUUAACUUUACCGGCCAGACACGUGCUUCGUAUUUAUAGACAAAGGAAGGAGUGUGGUGAGAGCUAUACCGUGUGUGUCUCGCGUGUGUUUCUUCCAGCGCAGUGUUAGUGUUGCAUGGACUCGAUUUUUACCUUGCAACACACCACUUAGCAAGAUUCAACACAGAAAGAGAUGAGUACAGUGGUGAUUCAGACGAUGGCAGUGAUGGUGGAGGAGGAGAAAUUCUGGCAGUGGUGAUGAUGAACGAACAGUGAUGAUGGUGUUGGAGGAGACGGGCACCAGGUACAUUGUGUGACAUCACCAUCCCUUGAAGUCUGAGUGGUGAGGUCAGUGAGAUAUUCCAAACUAAGCGUACACGCACGCACGCACGCACUCAAACGCGCGCACGCCAUCUGCAAUGUUCCAUCAGUAUCUCUACCACCAUAACACCGUUGCUCCUUCAGCCCUGCUGUUCCCCGCAGUGGACCCCCGCCACCGCUACCUCAUCCACAGCACAGUCCAGGACCACUUCCCAGCUCUCACGUCCGUAAGUGUAGGUGAGGGAGACCAGCGUCGUACAGCUGUCUCAUUCAGGUCUGCCCCAAGCCCCCCGGACUCCCCUCGUAUAAGGCGCCCCAUCACCAAGGAAGAGGGACAUUUGCCGGCCAGUCAGCAGCAACAGCAACAUGGUGUAGACAACAGGAAGGAGUGCAUGCAGUCCUCAGCACAACCAGCCAAACAGGAGCAGCAGCCAGCAGCCCAGCUCAGCACACACAGACAGCAGCCUCAGGCCCAGCACAGCACACAGAGGCAGCCACAAGUGCAGGUCUACACUCAGAGUGCACCGGAGAAAGCACCGAGUAAGGCCCAGCAGGAGGUCAUCAGAGCACCGGCAGCAUCACCUCACACCAACGGAAGUGAGAAGCAGCCAAGGAGAGGAGAGAAACCACACCAGAGACCAACACAACAAUCACAGCAGCCUCCAAGGUUCAGGAACAACCGCAGUCACAGCAGCGGCAGCAGUCAGUCCCGUCAGCGGCAGUGGAGGAGCAGUGUGUCCCCGCAGCACCGCGCAGCAUAUCCGGACACCACCCAGGACACCGGCAAUUACCAGGAUAAAGCCACAAACGAAGAGACACACAGCAAGAGGCGGAGAAACAGAAAGAACAGACGCCACAAAGACAAAUCCGAACAGCCACAGCCAGACAAGAACAGUGAGCAUGUGAACGGCAGACAGGAGAAACAGACGAUACAGGACACAGACCCAGGACUGAGGAGAGUGAUUGAAACAGUGACAAUAAGGCAGAACGCAGACCCUGGGCAGAGGAGAGUGGUUGAAACAGUGACGAUACGAGGGUCAGGCAAGGCAAGUGACGAACCCAGUGGUGGCAGAGUGUCGCAUAGAUCAGAGUGGACCAACAGUGCCGGGGUGGGUGACGGUGGGCUACGCAAGAAGUUCAAGGCAGUGGGGGAGGCGUCCAGUGCCUUGAGAACCAACACAAGGAGACAAGGCUGCACAAACUCAGGCUACAGUGAGGAGUGUGAGAGCAGGUUGUACAGUGGUGGUGGGAGCAGGAGUGUCACCACCUCCCCCAGCAGACAGGGUCACCACACUAUGCCAGUCACCAUGCCUCCAGAAACCAACAGCAACAGGAGACGUGGCAAAGCCUCAGCCCAGAUUUACCGGCCACCCCCAGCAAGAGGCAGCUACGAGGAGGGCAACAGCCCUGCCCACCACCCCCACAGUCCUGCACAUCACCGCACAGGCCCUCAGGAGUCCCUUGGUUACAACACCUACCCUGGUGUGGGCAGGCAGCGCACCGACAGCGAGUGCAGCAACGCCACCAAUGCCAGUGACAUAUACAACAAGGGGCGAGGGAGACGGCCAGACCAGGUGCUGUAUGUGCCAAGGGGGAGGAGACACGCCCCCUCCAACACCUCAGGCUCAGCACGUGCCACCCCCACCCCCCUGCUGGACCUGGAACCCCUGGCCCGCCCACCCUCCCCAACCUACUCCAUCUGUUCUAUUGCCUCUGAGUACAGUGGCAGGAACAGGUAUGGUCGGCAGGGCAGCCAGGCAUCCCUGUUUGAUGGGGAGAAUGAAAGCAGGGUGAGGGGUAAGCCACCUCAGGCUAAAGGGGAACACAAUGGCAGGGAAUCAACAGGGGGGAACCACAGGCAGCACAAGGGCGGGACAGGGGGCGGGCGAUUCUCCAACCAGACGUACCAGUUGAUAGAACGCUGCCUUAACCAGGACACAGACUCCCGGGGGGGCGAUGACGGGCCCCACCCUUCAGAAUACCACAAGGGGCAGAGUGGCCAAAAGAGCCCCGCCCCACCUCGAGAUGGCCACCACAGUGUCCACAGCAAGGAGAACAUCAUGGCCCCCCAGGCAGAGUCAGGGCGGCGGUCCAAGAAGAGGAGAUCUCGGAGGAAGCACUCACGUAGCCGGGAGCCAAGCAGUGACCACCACAUGCCCAGGAUGGGUGAGCAGCCCCCCCGGGCACCCACUCCUUUGGAACGAGGGGCAGGGAGCUGUGAACGCAUCUUCUACAACAGCACUUAUGAGCGCCAAGACCGUGGGUAUGAUAACUAUGACCGCUACAGCAGCAGUCGCGCCAGCAGCCGCAACCCUAGCCUGGAGCGCUCCCCACACAACCCCAGCAUGGAGCGCUCCCCACACAACCCCAGCCUGGAGUGCUCCCCACACAACCCCAGCCUGGAGCGCUCCCCACACAACCCCAGCCUAGAGCGCUCCCCACACAACCCGAGCCUGGAACGCUCCCCACACAACCCCAACCUCAACUGGAGAGUGGGAGGCAUGGGAGGAUCCAACCCCAUGACUCCCACUAAGAGCAAUGCCCCGUACUGUCCCCCACGCUUCCGGGGCUCUCAGGGCAAGCCUCCCUCAGGAAGGCUUGGGUCACUGCCUAAUGUGGCGCUAGACUUUGGGGAGAGUGGAGAUCCAGUGAGGGAGCCCAUGGACCACUGCCACACCCUUCCUGUCCACCUUCCCAGCACACUCAGGAGGGAGGAGGCCCUCGCACGAACAAGUCCACCAACCACACCCUCUUUGCCAGAGCAGGACAUUGCCAGCUUGGACAACUCCAUGACAUCCAUCAUGAGUGAUGGCGCAGCACCUCUGGAUAAUAGCGAUGCUGACAGCCAGAGUCAGAGCAUCAAGACACCCUCCAGGGAAUCCUUAAACAAUGCAGCGAGGUCUCCAGGGCCGAGCAGCGAGCCAAGUCUCUGCAGCAGCCCGGUCCGUCCAUUGGAGGAGAGCAGCAGUAUACAGGACUCAGCAGACCACACCGCAUUCAGCCACACCAACACAGAACACACGGAGACUUGCCUAGAUCACAUAGACAGUAACCAAACUGACACAGACCACCACAGCCCCAAGCCAGACCCCUCACCAAAGGAAGCCUGGGAUUACCCGGAGACUGAAAACCAAAAAGAGUUAAGAGAGACACCUCAGCCAGCCAGCACUGAGGAGCAGAACAGCGCCACAGAGGAACGUGAAGAGAAGAAGGCGAGCAAGAAGUUUGCAUUUAACUGGGCUGAUGAGGUUGAGGACUCUUGGGACAGCCUCUAUGAUGACUCGGGGGACUGCCUCGACCCCGACCUCAAGCAGCAGCUCAGCGACACCCUCGGCAACGUCAAGUUGGAGAAACCCGUCAAUGAUUACUGCCGCUUUCAGGCACGCUCCGAGGCCGAGAUGAACGAGGAUGACUAUGCACACGUCAUCGAGAUAUACGACUUCCCCACCUCGUUCAAGACUCAGGACCUCAUGAUGGUGUUUGGCCAGUUCCAUUCCAAUGGUUUUGACAUCAAGUGGGUGGAUGACACUCAUGCCCUCGGGAUCUUUUCUACAGCUCUCAGUGCUGCUGAGGCGUUGGACGUGAGGCACCCAUUCCUCAAGACCCGCACCCUGUCCAGCGCCACCAAGACCUCUCGUGCCAAGGCCAUGCGGAUCACCGACGCCCUGCUGCCCUACAAGCCCCGACCAGCCACCUCGGCAACCCUGGCUCGCCGCCUGGUGUCUGGGGCGCUCGGCCUUAAGGUCAACAUAUCAAGAGAGGUCAGGGAGGCUGAGAGGCAAAAGCUCAAGGAUGCCAAAGCACGCAAGAGGUUGGAAGCCAAGCAGCGCAUGGAGGCGUGGGAAGGAACUCUGAAAUAAGUGUGUGUGGCAGGAGGACACAGCACCUCCGUCCGUCAGUCAGCUCUCUCACGCCCAGCCAGGAGACACAAAAUUCCCCUUUUCUCCUGUAGGGCUGGUCUGUGGCUGCCCCGCCCAUGUCCCUCAGUGCGGCAAGCCUUGGCGAUGAAGUCAGGUUAUCCAGGGUGUGUUGUUUAGUGUAAUUGUUUUGAUAUUCUUGGUUGUACUGCUCUAGUUGAUUCUUAUAGUGGGAAUAAGUCCACUGCCAAGGAUUUACCAGUGCACCAGGCAGGAAAAUAUGAUAUCGUUUGGAGAAUAGUGUUGGUUGUACUGUUUUAGUUUAUUCUCCCAAGACCAGAGAGAUCAGUGCCAAGGACUAAGCAUGAAGUAGCAAGGGAAUAACGUAGCUUUGUGCACUGACCAACAGUUUACAGAAAGUAUCAAAUACAUGUAGGUUGUGCAAUAAGCAAGGAAUCAUCAGUGGUAAGGGUGAUCACUUGAAUAUAAUGUUAACUUGACAUCCAGGGUUUAUUAUAAUUACUAGUAAAUUAAGAGGAAGUACCCCCCAGACUAUUACUAGAAGUUGGUUACACAUAUGUAUAAUGUAUGUGUAUAUACAUAGGAAUAAGGUAGUGUGUGAGCGACGUUACCACAGAUGGGUUGAAGCAAGUGCCUGCAGUGUCACCUCAAGCACCCUCUUCUCAGGUAGUCUUUUAUCAUGUAGUGUACCAAGGCAACAGGACUCGUGCAGUAUCUCAGCUGCUUUCAUCUGUGCACUGCAAAUUCAUCACCAGUGGCAGUUGGUAGAGCAAACUGGAUAUUACAGAAGCCAGUUUAUGACAACAGUAUAUAUAUAUAUAUAUAUAUAUAUAUAUAUAUAUAUAUAUAUAUAUAUAUAUAUAUAUAUAUAUAUAUAUAUAUAUAUAUAUAUAUAUAUAUAUAUAUAUAUAUAUAUAUAUAUAUAUAUAUAUAUAUAUAUAUAUAUAUAUAUAUAUAUAUAUAUAUAUAUAUAUAUAUAUAUAUAUAUAUAUAUAUAUAUAUAUAUAUAUAUAUAUAUAUAUAUCACACACAAUCAGGAAUGUGACAAUUUAAGAUAGUGGUAAAUUUAAGUUGGUGCCAAAAUCUAUUUUACUUACCUCAUUCUUAAAGAUACAGUGAUUCAUCUAGUAAUAGAAAUUUUUCUGUUCUUUUAAAGUGAUACAUGUAAAAAAGAAAUUCUGAUAAUCUGGACUUUAUCUAUAAUAGCUGCAGUGAAAAGGCACUCAACUAUGAAUGUGGCUCAGCUUGCCCCCAGCCAGACUUUAGGCCAAGGAUGGUUUAGUGUCACCAGUCAGAGCAAGGUAUUGGUGAAUGCUAUGCUUCUGGUAGAGUAGAAUACAGCAGGAAUACUGACCCAAAGGUAGUGAGUUUUUUCAUUGAACUGACAAGACCUUAAGUGAUAGAUAAGUUGUUUCAAGAGGGAGAGGCUGACAGCUGUUUCCUGCAAGCACUGUGUUUGGUCCCAUGCCUUGAAGACUUCCACCAUCUCUCAUGUUUGCUCCUUCAAGUCCAAUUCAAGGCUCAUAAAGCUCAAUGCUAUAUAAAUAAGGCUGCCACUGCCCUUUGACCAAUACUAGCAGCAAGAAAGAUGCUGGGGUAGGUAGUAAUUCAUUUAUGUACUGAUGGUCACUUGUAACACCAAGGAAAGGCUGAGUAGAAUGGAAACAAGUUGUAGCUGAAUUAAUUCAUGCUAUGGCAUUUUAAUUUUUAUUGUUACUUUAAAGAAUAUCCUUCUGGGGUUGUUUAGCUGCAAGGGAGGUUCAUGUACAUCACAGUACAUGCUAAAUACAUGCAUUUUAAUCCUAAUAUGAUUGAUGCUAGUGUGUGAAUAUGCUCUUGAAGUGAAAUGGUUUGAAUAUAACUUAAGAUUCAUUGUAUGUCUUAAUAUUUUUAAUUUAUUGUAUUUAUCGAGUUCCGUGAAAUUUCUAUGUCAAGGAAAAAACUGAGUCACUGAUAAUGAUAGUCAUAUUCCAUAAUUAUGGGCAUUAUGACAUUCUAGUGUGUAAUGAUUAAUUGGGAAAGUGUUACAGUGCAAAACUGUAUAGUAAUAUAAUCAAAUGACAUCUUAACUAUUUUAAUAGUGAAGAUCUCACUUUACAUUUAUGUUUUAAAGUAUGACAAUGAAAGUAGAAUUGUAUGCGUUUAUACGUGUGUGUGUGUGUGGAUGUGUGUGCAAUAUUGAGACUGCUACUCCUUGCUGUACUGGAACAACUGUUACCGAGCUGAUGGCAGGGACAGGCAGGCAGGCAACUUGCCGAGACAUAUGAUGGCGUGAAAGGUUUUUUCUUUAGUUACCAUAGGCUCCUUGUCAUGUAGAGGGUCAGUGCAUUGAAGAGUUCAGAGUAUGUUUCUUCUGUACAUAUAGGUUACAUAUUUUUAGACUCAGAAAAGUUAAUAUUCAAGACAUUUGGGCGAUGUGUAUUUUCCGGCCCCAAGCCAGUAAUGUGAUUGAUGUGUCGGAAGGAGGAUAUAUUUUUGUACAUCUUUCACAUUGUCUCUUCCUGAAACUUGUCAAUUAUUAUAAUAUGUGAUUAUAAAGCAUUUUUGUUUUA